Macadamia integrifolia is the source of this 1773-nucleotide messenger RNA. RefSeq names its product probable ADP-ribosylation factor GTPase-activating protein AGD8. Gene Ontology annotation, biological process: COPI coating of Golgi vesicle. The coding region runs from base 146 to 1366 and encodes 406 amino acids. Lineage: Eukaryota; Viridiplantae; Streptophyta; Magnoliopsida; Proteales; Proteaceae. The record is from RefSeq and is a predicted model, not a curated record. Gene Ontology annotation, molecular function: GTPase activator activity. The transcript has 7 exons.
UCUAAUUCUGAUUAAAACCAAAUUAGAACAAAAAAAGAAAAACGGAAACCAAAAUCCCAGCAAGUCGCGGUUUUUCGCAUAUUCUUCGUUUACCCUCAGGUGUUUGAGUUAGAAAAUCCUUCCUUCUUCUUCUUCUUCUUCUGCAAUGGCUUCUGAAAACUUACCUGACAAAAACGCGGUUUUCAGAAAGCUGAAAGCUAAGUCGGAUAACAAGAUGUGUUUCGAUUGCAAUGCGAAGAAUCCGACAUGGGCGUCCGUCACGUAUGGGAUUUUUCUUUGCAUCGAUUGCUCCGCUGUUCACCGAAGUUUGGGUGUUCACGUCAGCUUCGUUAGGUCUACAAAUCUGGACUCAUGGGCGCUAGAGCAGUUGAAGAUGAUGAGUUUCGGGGGAAACAACCGUGCACAUGUUUUCUUUAAGCAGCAUGGAUGGACUGAUGGGGGAAAAAUUGAGGCAAAGUAUACUUCAAGGGCUGCUGAGUUGUACAGGCAAAUACUUUCAAAAGAAGUUGCCAAAAGCAUGGCAGAAGAGGCUGGUUUGCCCUCAUCACCUGUUGCUUCUCAGUCAACGAAUGCAGGCAAUGGAUUCUCUGAUGUGAAGGUCCCUGAAGCUCCAAAAGAAAGUUCGAGUGAAAGACAUGAAACACCAGAAGUUACUCCUUCACCUAGAGCUCAUUCUCACACGGUUAGCACCAUUUCUGUUAAAAAGCCCCUUGGUGCGAAGAGGACUGGAAAAACUGGAGGGCUUGGUGUCCGGAAGCUUACCACAAAGCCAAAUGAGAGUCUGUAUGAACAGAAGCCUGAAGAACCAGCUCCUAUAGUAGCAACUUCAGCCAAUGCUACAUCAACAUUUUCCUCAUCUUUUCCUUCUCACUUCGAGUAUGUGGAGAAUGUUCAAUCUGCUGAGACCAGUUCUGGAGGAGUACAUGUGAUAAAUCAUGUUUCCCCUCCCAAGUCAUUGAGCUUCUUUGCUGAUUAUGGGAUGGACAGUGGAUUUCAGAAAAAAACAAGCUUUAAUUCUUCUAAAGUGCAGAUUCAAGAAACUGAUGAAGCAAGGAAAAAGUUUUCCAAUGCCAAGUCUAUCUCGUCAGCCCAGUAUUUUGGGGAUCAGAAGAAAGGCAGUGACAUGGAAGCUCAAAUGUCCUUACAGAAGUUUUCGGGUUCAACGGCCAUCUCUAGUGCUGAUCUCUUUGGUCAUGAUGUCGAUGAUUCCCGACUAGACCUAACAGCAGCUGAUAUGAUCAACCGAAUCUCCUUCCAGGCAUCACAGGAUAUUUCAUCCCUUAAGAACAUUGCAGGGGAGACAGGGAAAAGGCUCACUUCUCUAGCUUCUAAUUUUAUCACAGAUCUUCAGGAUAGAAUCCUUUGAUGAAUUAACUGCAUCAGCAUCAAGAUGGUCCAAAGAUAGUGUGCAAAGAUUCCUGAUGAGCUCAUUACAAGUCAGCAAAGCCCAUUUGAUGUUCAAAAGAAUUUGUCAGGACCUCUUUUGGGGAUGAAAAUAAGAUUUAAACCUAGUUUCCGCCCAUAAGGUGGUGCAAGCUUUUCUUGUAUCUGAAGGGGUUUACAUUCAGAAUGGAAUGUUUGUGCUCUUGCAUAUGUUUAUAUUUAAGAAAGCUAGGUUUAAUCAGUUUUGCAUCUUUGUUCUGGUGGAGAGAGAGUUCACUCAACUAAAGAUAUGUAGGACCUCAGGUUUUUGUAGCAGUUGAUUGUCCUUCAACAUUAAAUUCUAUUUUGGCAUUCCAAGAGUUUUCUUCUAUAUUCAGUACUCUUGAAUUA